UGGGACACAGAUGGGGUCACGAGUCAUGUGACGGCGCCUUGCAGGGGAACCUGGCUGAGCUUUGCUUGAAGUGACAGCGAGAGAACCGGGCGGCCCAGACACCCAGGCGUGGAGCUUGAUCCUGCGGGAGGAAGGGGUUCAUCAUGGCGGAUGACCUAAAGAGAUUCCUGUAUAAAAAGUUACCAAGUGUUGAAGGGCUCCAUGCUAUUGUUGUGUCAGAUAGAGAUGGAGUACCUGUUAUUAAAGUGGCCAAUGACAAUGCCCCAGAGCAUGCUUUGAGGCCUGGUUUCUUAUCCACUUUUGCCCUGGCGACAGACCAAGGAAGCAAACUUGGACUUUCAAAAAACAAGAGUAUCAUCUGUUACUAUAACACCUACCAGGUUGUUCAGUUUAAUCGGCUGCCUUUGGUGGUGAGUUUCAUAGCCAGUAGCAAUGCCAAUACAGGACUAAUUGUCAGCCUAGAAAAGGAACUUGCUCCAUUAUUUGAAGAAUUGAUAAAAGUUGUGGAAGUUUCUUAAUCUGACAGUCAUUUCAUUGUGUACCUUGUCUUUGUUGUAAUAAUACAAUAUCAAUCCAGCAAUCUUUAGACUACAAUAAUAUGUUUAUCUAUGUACUCAAGAAAAGGCCCCUUUUCCCACCUUAUACUAAAGAAAGAGCCUACAGAUAUGUUACAGACAGAUCAAUUGUAUUUCCUUGUGUAGGGUCUUUCUUAUUUAGUGAGAUAUGAGAAUACCACAAAAAUGGUUCAGGCUAUCAUGGCUCCCAUGGAGUUAGUCCAGUCAGCGAGUAUAGAUGAGAUUCUCUUCAGUGGAUCAGAAUCAAAAUGGAACAUUGAUCCACUUGAGUUGUUAAGUGCUCCCUGUUGUACAAUAUGCCCAGGCCUGCAGAAUGAAGCAGACCCUUUUUAUUGUGAAUAAUAAUGAGGACAUAUUUUUCUUCAGAUUAUGUUUUAUUUCUGUGCACUGAGUAUGAAAAAGAUAAAAUGGCUUAGUAAGAGUAAUAAAAUCAGUACAAUCACUAACUUUACUUUGUAAAUAUUAUUUUGCAAUAUAGAUGAAUAUUACUAAUUGAUUUGAUUCUUCUCAGAGGGUGCUGUUCUUUACUGAAAAUGAAAAUUAUUGCUAAUGGUUUCCCCCGACUUUGCUUUCUAUAACCAAUCAAUAUUUUAAUGUUUAUGUGUUCUUUAUAAAAUAUAAACAUGAUUUAUUGUUGAAUUCUAUUGCCAAUAUCAGUAUGUAUGUAAACAUGAUAGUAUGAGUACAUUUUUUCAUACAUGAGUAUAAAUAAAAUAAUAUUUUUAAAAAUAUAA
This is a messenger RNA of Lepus europaeus (European hare), 1309 nucleotides long. RefSeq names its product late endosomal/lysosomal adaptor, MAPK and MTOR activator 3 (gene LAMTOR3). The coding region runs from base 144 to 518 and encodes 124 amino acids. Gene Ontology annotation, biological process: cellular response to amino acid stimulus; positive regulation of TOR signaling. The transcript has 7 exons. NCBI's taxonomy places the organism in Eukaryota, Metazoa, Chordata, Mammalia, Lagomorpha, Leporidae. Gene Ontology annotation, cellular component: Ragulator complex. The record is from RefSeq and is a predicted model, not a curated record.